AUGGAGUACUACAGUACUGACACUAGCAGUUACACAACUACUUGUGCACCAUCAGUCCCUUUUUCUCAUCACUCUCCUUCUUCACAAUCUUCUUUUCCUCCAACUAAUCCAACUCAAACUCUUACUCAAGCUCAAACUGAUCAAACCAAACAACCCAAGAAUCAUGUGGUUAGUCCUUGUGCUGCUUGCAAAAGCCUGAGGAGAAGAUGUGCAGAAAACUGUGUGUUGGCUCCUUACUUUCCUCCCUCUGAGCCACUCAAGUUCACCAUCGCUCAUCGAGUCUUUGGUGCUAGCAACAUCAUCAAGUUCCUGCAGGACCUUCCAGAGUUCCAAAGGUCUGAUGCAGUGACCAGCAUGGUUUAUGAGGCCAGUGCAAGAAUCAGAGACCCUGUUUAUGGUUGUGCGGGGGCAAUCUGCCAUCUCCAAAACCAAGUGAGUGACCUUCAAGUUCAGUUGGCCAAGGCACAAGCUGAGGUUGUCAACAUGCAAUGCCAGAAGGCGUUUCUUGAACCACAGCUCCAGGAAAUGGCGAAACCCGAUCACUACGGACAGGGCUUCUCGUAUCAGCAAUCACUCGAUCAUCGCAACUUCACCACCAGCUCUCUUCCACACAGCAAUGUACUCGAUCAGAGCAACUUGAACUUCCUUGAUGAUCAUCUGCUCUAG
Molecule: messenger RNA, 666 nt
Organism: Argentina anserina (silverweed cinquefoil)
Lineage: Eukaryota; Viridiplantae; Streptophyta; Magnoliopsida; Rosales; Rosaceae
Product: LOB domain-containing protein 1-like
Exons: 2
Coding region: 1-666 (221 amino acids)
Source: RefSeq, a predicted model, not a curated record